This is a messenger RNA of Mesorhabditis spiculigera, 1236 nucleotides long. Lineage: Eukaryota; Metazoa; Nematoda; Chromadorea; Rhabditida; Rhabditidae. The record is from the annotation of a GenBank genome assembly.
AUGCGAUACGUCGCAUUCUGUCUGCUGCUUUUCCUCGGCGCCACUCGAGCCCAGACGGGCUGCGAUCUCCCCUCGAUACUGAACACCAAGCAUGCCCUCAUCGUCGGCGCCAAUGGUUGUAUCUUUUCGUUCGAAGAUGCCCGCGUCGAGGAGGGCCAAUGCCCGAAAACGCUCACCUCGCCACUGAAUUCGCCGUCGAACUGCACCUUCCAAAACGCGCAAUUCCACCUUCUGCGCGAUAAGAGUGGCAAUAAAAGGCCGAGGAUCUUGGCAAUCGGCCAGAGCCCGAGCCGCCACAGCUCGAAUCUGGAGGUGCAGAUGUUCGAAGACGAUUUGAGCCGCCCGAUCAAGGUGGAGCCCUUUGCGCUGGCCCAUCGUGCCCUCAAUCAAACGUUCGAGAACGCCAGGAAGAUCAGCCUGUACGCGGAACACGUUCGAUGGAAGUAUUCGCUCUUCGACAGCUUCAACAAGCUCCUCUACAUUCUCUAUGGCAACGGACAGGUCAACUGCUAUCUGUAUAACGAAUACGGAGGAAGAAGCCCGUUUUUGAACAUGAUGACCUUCCGGGCCGAUUCCAAGUUCACGCUCCGUAGCAACUACGUCGAGGAUCCGUAUGAACAGGCUGUUUAUUACACGGAACAGAACAAUGGCAAGAUGGAAGUCUACAAGGUGCCGCACAAGGACUUGCUGAUCCAUUUGGUGCGAGGCAACCCGGGGGAGGUUGUGGCUAGCUUUGAGGAAGAGAGGAACAUCGUUGCGAUAACGUCCGGCGUCAUCUUUUCGCGUCUCGCCACCGGCGAGCAAGUUAUUAAUCAGAUCGGCGAUCUAUCCGACAUGGCCAAAAAGUGCGACUGCGAGGGCACCACCUACGCUAGCGCUCAAGCCAGCUUCUUGGUGAUUAGGGAUGCCGACUAUUGCAUGACAGUGCACGAUGACGGGCCGAUGAGGGCCAAGUGCCUGGAGGAGCUGAACCCGGUGAUCGAGGAGCGCGAGCCGGACUCGGACUGGACUUGGCUGGUCGUGCUCAUUCUUGUGCUCUGCACGAUGAUUGUGAUCUUGAUGCUGCUCUCGAUCCUGUUUUGGCUACGCAGUCGGCGCAGCAACCGUCAGUACAAGGCCGAGGUGGAGAAGGUUCGAUUCUUGAACGACCAAGCUGGCCUCGGCCCCUCGUCCUACUACCCGAACAGCUCCACCGGACGUGUGCUCGACCAGAGCGUCGACCGCUGGCACGUCUAU